This is a messenger RNA of Aspergillus bombycis, 771 nucleotides long. It is a transcript of the gene rps1, whose product is annotated as 40S ribosomal protein eS1. Gene Ontology annotation, biological process: translation. Bases 1 to 771 code for a protein of 256 amino acids. Gene Ontology annotation, molecular function: structural constituent of ribosome. The record is from RefSeq and is a predicted model, not a curated record. The transcript has 5 exons. Lineage: Eukaryota; Fungi; Ascomycota; Eurotiomycetes; Eurotiales; Aspergillaceae. Gene Ontology annotation, cellular component: ribosome; cytosol.
AUGGCUGUUGGAAAGAACAAGCGCUUGUCGAAGGGCAAGAAGGGUAUCAAGAAGAGGACCGUUGAUCCUUUCUCCAGAAAGGAUGAGUACUCUGUGAAGGCACCCUCCACUUUCCAGAUCAGAGAUGUUGGAAAGACUCUGGUGAACCGCACCAGUGGUCUCAAAAAUGCAAACGACUCGCUCAAGGGCCGGAUUUUCGAGGUUUCCCUUGCCGACUUGCAGAACGACGAAGACCACGCUUUCCGUAAGGUCAAGCUUCGUGUGGACGAGAUCCAAGGGAAGAACUGUUUGACCAACUUCCACGGCCUCGACUUCACGACCGAUAAACUGCGAUCCCUGGUGCGCAAGUGGCAGUCGCUCAUCGAAGCCAACGUCACUGUGAAGACGACCGACGACUACCUCCUUCGUCUGUUUGCCAUUGCUUUCACUAAGAGGCGCCCCAACCAGAUCAAGAAGACCACAUACGCCCGCUCCUCUCAGAUCCGCGCCAUUCGGAAGAAGAUGACCGAGAUCAUCCAACGCGAGGCCGCCAGCUGCACUCUUUCUCAACUCACCACGAAGCUUAUCCCUGAGGUUAUCGGCCGCGAGAUUGAGAAGGCGACGCAAGGAAUCUACCCUCUCCAGAAUGUCCACAUCCGCAAGGUUAAGCUUCUCAAGGCCCCCAAGUUCGACCUGGGCGCUUUGUUGAAUUUACAUGGCGAAUCCACCACCGACGACAAGGGUCACAAGGUUGAGAGGGAGUUCAAGGAGCAGGUUCUUGAGAGCGUCUAA